This is a messenger RNA of Empidonax traillii (willow flycatcher), 1220 nucleotides long. RefSeq names its product flap structure-specific endonuclease 1 (gene FEN1). The transcript has a single exon. The coding region runs from base 26 to 1174 and encodes 382 amino acids. Gene Ontology annotation, molecular function: manganese ion binding; magnesium ion binding; 5'-3' exonuclease activity. The record is from RefSeq and is a predicted model, not a curated record. NCBI's taxonomy places the organism in Eukaryota, Metazoa, Chordata, Aves, Passeriformes, Tyrannidae. Gene Ontology annotation, cellular component: nucleus.
AGCAUCCCUUUUCCUGUUCCCCAGGAUGGGAAUCCAUGGCCUGGCCAAGCUCAUUGCCGACGUGGCCCCUGGGGCCAUCCGGGAGAACGACAUCAAGUCGUACUUCGGGCGGAAGGUGGCCAUUGACGCCUCCAUGAGCAUCUACCAGUUCCUGAUCGCUGUGCGCCAGGGUGCCGACACGCUCCACAACGACGAGGGUGACACCACCAGCCACCUCAUGGGCAUGUUCUACCGCACCAUCCGCAUGGUGGAGAAUGGCAUCAAGCCUGUGUACGUAUUUGAUGGGAAGCCCCCGCAGCUGAAAUCGGGGGAGCUGGCCAAGCGCACGGAGCGCCGGGCCGAGGCGGAGAAGCAGCUGCAGGAAGCGCAGGAGGCCGGCGAGGAGGAGAAUGUUGAGAAGUACAGCAAGAGGCUGGUCAAGGUGACCCCGCAGCACACCCAGGAGUGCAAGAAGCUGCUGGAGCUGAUGGGGAUUCCCUACGUGGAGGCGCCCGGAGAGGCAGAAGCUAGCUGUGCCGUGCUGGUGAAGGCCGGGAAGGUGUACGCAGCAGCCACGGAGGACAUGGACUGCCUGACCUUCGGCAGCCCCGUGCUCAUGCGGCACCUCACGGCCAGCGAGAACAAGAAGCUGCCCAUCCAGGAGUUUCACCUGAACCGGAUCCUGCAGGACCUGCAGCUCACCUGGGAGCAGUUUGUGGACCUGUGCAUCCUGCUGGGCUGCGACUACUGCGCCAGCAUCCGCGGCAUUGGGCCCAAGCGCGCCGUGGAGCUCAUCCGGGAGCACAAGUCCAUCGAGAGGAUCGUGCGGCAGCUUGACACCAAGAAGUACCCGCUACCCGAGAACUGGCCGCACAAGGAGGCUCAGAAGCUCUUCCUGGAGCCCGAGGUGGUGGAUCCUGACACUGUGGAGCUGAAGUGGAGUGAGCCGGAUGAGGAGCAGCUUGUGCAGUUCAUGUGUGGGGAGAAGCAGUUCAGCGAGGAGCGGAUCCGCAAUGGCGUGAGGAGGCUGAGCAAGAGCCGCCAGGGCAGCACCCAGGGCCGCCUGGAUGACUUCUUCAAGGUCACCGGUUCCAUCAGCUCAGCCAAGCGGAAGGAGCCCGAGCCCAAGGGAUCAGCCAGGAAGAAAGCCAAGCCCAGCUCAAAGCCUAGCACCACUGCAAAGACUAAAAAGUAGAAAUGAUGGGGUCAGGUGCCCACAAACCGCUGGGAUUGGGGGUUUU